GACCGGAUUCAAAUAAACCCCCCAGCUCUCUCACCCCAUUAAAUUGGCCCCUCUCUAUUAAAACCCCUUUUUCCUAUUUCCCUCUCUCUAUCUCUCUCUACAGUUCCUUCUACGACGACUCCCUCCCUUCUCUCUCCGACUUCUCAAGAACCCUUCAGGAUUAAUGGCGGGGAAAGGCGGAAAGGGGCUUUUGGCUCAGAAGACCACAGCAGCGAGCAAGGACAAGGACAAGGAUAAGAAGAGGCCUGUUUCGCGCUCGUCUCGUGCUGGAAUUCAGUUUCCGGUUGGUAGGAUUCAUAGGCAGCUGAAACAAAGGAUUGCUGCCCAUGGGCGUGUUGGGGCUACUGCUGCUGUCUACUUGGCCUCAAUCCUCGAGUACCUGACUGCUGAAGUUCUUGAGUUGGCUGGAAAUGCUAGCAAAGAUCUCAAGGUGAAGAGAAUUACCCCAAGGCAUCUUCAGCUGGCUAUUAGGGGAGAUGAGGAGCUUGACACCCUGAUUAAAGGGACCAUUGCUGGAGGUGGAGUCAUUCCUCACAUCCACAAGUCCCUCAUCAACAAGACCUCGAAGGAAUAAGCGGAUUCAUAUGGCUAUUAAACUGAUGGAUGUGUUUAAUAUUAUGACUGUUGCAUUAUGCUGUUAAUGGUUAUUUAGUUUAGCUAGGGAUUUUAGUACAUAUGGGCAAUCUGGUGUUUGCCUUUUGGAACUAAUAUCUAUGUUCAGGUUUUGUGUCUUGUUGGAUAGUUGUAACAGUAUUAUUGCUUUAUUAAUCUUUAUCCGGAUUUAAAA
Molecule: messenger RNA, 787 nt
Organism: Rosa rugosa (rugosa rose)
Lineage: Eukaryota; Viridiplantae; Streptophyta; Magnoliopsida; Rosales; Rosaceae
Product: histone H2A variant 1
Exons: 3
Coding region: 164-574 (136 amino acids)
Cellular component (GO): nucleosome
Molecular function (GO): DNA binding; protein heterodimerization activity; structural constituent of chromatin
Source: RefSeq, a predicted model, not a curated record